Apodemus sylvaticus (European woodmouse) is the source of this 835-nucleotide messenger RNA. It is a transcript of the gene Tpd52l1, whose product is annotated as TPD52 like 1. Gene Ontology annotation, biological process: positive regulation of apoptotic signaling pathway; positive regulation of MAP kinase activity. Gene Ontology annotation, cellular component: cytoplasm. The transcript has 7 exons. NCBI's taxonomy places the organism in Eukaryota, Metazoa, Chordata, Mammalia, Rodentia, Muridae. The coding region runs from base 85 to 699 and encodes 204 amino acids. The record is from RefSeq and is a predicted model, not a curated record.
UCCGAGCUCGGGCACCACUGUGGUCUGCUGCUCUGCCGAGGAGUCCGCGUGUUCCCCGCCGCGCUCAGCUCCACGCCGGCCACCAUGGAGGCACAGGCACAAGGCUUGUUGGAGACGGAACCACUACAAGGAAGAGAUGGGGACGCAAUAGGCAGUGCUGACAUUUCUAGCAUGCUCUCUGAGGAGGAGAAGGAAGAGCUAAAGGCAGAAUUAGUUCAGCUAGAAGACGAAAUCACAACAUUACGACAAGUUUUGUCAGCAAAAGAAAGACAUCUGGUUGAGAUCAAACAGAAACUCGGCAUGAAUCUGAUGAACGAGUUAAAGCAGAACUUCAGCAGGAGCUGGCACGACAUGCAGACCACGACCGCGUAUAAGAAAACACACGAAACCUUGAGCCAUGCAGGGCAGAAGGCAACAGCAGCUUUCAAUAAUGUGGGAACUGCCAUCAGCAAGAAGUUUGGAGAUAUGAGGUACUCCAUCCGCCAUUCCAUAAGUAUGCCUGCUAUGAGGAAUUCUCCUACUUUCAAAUCAUUUGAGGAGAGGGUUGAGACAACUGUUACAAGCCUCAAGACGAAAGUAGGUGGGACAAACCACAGCGGUGGCAGUUUUGAGGAGGUCCUGAACUCCACAGCACACGCCAGCUCACAGAAUGCUUCAGCAGGUCCUCGACAGACCAAGGAUGAGGAGCUGCAGUGCUAGGUCCAGCCUGGGCUGCUGCCGGUCAAUCUGCCUGCUCAUCCCUUGAUAUGAAGAUUAAAAUCCCACUGGGAACCCCAAGUUUUGACAUAUUUAAAUGGGGUCUCCAAAAAAUUUAAUAAAAUGAUUUCUAUUUGCA